AUGGUCACUACGUGUAAGCUGUCUGCUCAAGAAGGUAAUCCUAUAGAAGAUGAAGGUCUGUUCCGGAGUGUUGUGGGAGCUCUCCAAUAUGUGGUUAUAACAAGACCAGACAUUGCCUUCGCUGUCAAUAAGGUAUGUCAAUACAUGCACAAGCCUCUCGAUACACACUCUAAAGCUGUUAAAAGAAUUAUGCGGUACCUACAAGGAACAUUAGAGUUUGGAUUACAGUUUACUCGCCACUCUAAACUCCUUCUCGAAGGUUAUUCAGAUGCUAGUUGGGGGUCUGACAUUGAUGACCGACGGUCGACAUCGGGGUUUUGUAUUUUCUUUGGUGGAAAUCCAGUCUCUUGGAGCUCCAAGAAGCAACGUGUUGUAUCAAGAUCCACAACAGAGGCCGAGUAUCGCAGUCUUACGCAUGUCACUGCAGAAAUAGAAUGGAUUCGAUCAUUGCUGAUAGAACUUGGGGUGGAGGUGUACAACAAGACGCUGGUUUAG
This is a messenger RNA of Gossypium raimondii (Peruvian cotton), 495 nucleotides long. Its product is annotated as secreted RxLR effector protein 161-like. NCBI's taxonomy places the organism in Eukaryota, Viridiplantae, Streptophyta, Magnoliopsida, Malvales, Malvaceae. The record is from RefSeq and is a predicted model, not a curated record. The coding region runs from base 1 to 495 and encodes 164 amino acids. The transcript has a single exon.